Messenger RNA from Suillus fuscotomentosus, 819 nucleotides. RefSeq lists its product as uncharacterized. Bases 99 to 503 code for a protein of 134 amino acids. The transcript is spliced from 3 exons. The record is from RefSeq and is a predicted model, not a curated record. Lineage: Eukaryota; Fungi; Basidiomycota; Agaricomycetes; Boletales; Suillaceae.
GGUCGUUGCUGUUAAGUUACCACGAAACCGAUCUGCAUCGAGCGCCCCACUACAUUGCAUCCGUUUGACUCAUUCUUUGGUCUGAACGCUUCCGCCAAAUGGGUAGCCUUGGGUCAUCCCCGCCAGCUGAUACGUUCCAGCUCUAUGAUCUCCGUGUCGAGGUCAUAUGCCCGCCAGGGGAACGAAUACUAUGUGGAGCGAAAGAGGGCGACCACUUUGUCCUCGAAGGAGAAAUGCUUCAUCUACCUCCUGGACAAGCAUUCUCCAUUUACUCGCUCAGUGCUGUUUUGCCGCUUCUAGCAGCUAAGCAGCGAGUCACUCAUCCAAAUGAUUGGAUGAGCACGGAUGCCGAGGUUGCUUGUCCCGACCCAAAUUGCAAGUCUAGGUUGAAGAUUUUGAGGACAGGAGUUAGGACAUUCAGCCAUGCUGAAGUUACAGUUCUUCCCCUUGUACCCCAAGGCCACGACCAGUCUAGCGCUGAAUCGGCGCUGGUGGCAGCCUGAUGGAGAGACGAAGAAGUUCAAGAAACGGCAGGAUCGCGGCGCCCCUUUUUUCAGGGUUAUCAUUGAUCAAGAUUAGCUGUGGACCCUUUGCAAGUAGUUGAUAUACGCUGGAUGUGCACUGGCAGGCCUGAGGAUGUUACGGUCACGGUGACCUUGAAUAUUUGGAUUGCUACCAUGCCUAUCGCGCAUGGACUCGCGAGGCUCGUGCCGUCUCUCCAAGAAAUGUUGGAUCAACUUGGAUGCGUGGGAUAUCUCAAGCAGUACACUAAUAUUUGGUAGUCUGUUUAUUGCAGCCCUGAAACGCGUGCCUAUAAAA